Messenger RNA from Cladophialophora bantiana CBS 173.52, 1965 nucleotides. RefSeq lists its product as uncharacterized. Gene Ontology annotation, biological process: SRP-dependent cotranslational protein targeting to membrane. The transcript has a single exon. The record is from RefSeq and is a predicted model, not a curated record. Gene Ontology annotation, cellular component: signal recognition particle receptor complex; endoplasmic reticulum membrane. Gene Ontology annotation, molecular function: GTP binding; signal recognition particle binding; ATP hydrolysis activity. NCBI's taxonomy places the organism in Eukaryota, Fungi, Ascomycota, Eurotiomycetes, Chaetothyriales, Herpotrichiellaceae. The coding region runs from base 1 to 1965 and encodes 654 amino acids.
AUGUUGGACGCCUUUGAGAUCUUGACGACCUCUGGCGUCGUCUUGUGGUCGAGGUCCUCUUCCAAGGUCGGCGCAGCCGCAGUCAACAGUUUGAUCAACGAUGUCUUCAUCGAGGAGAAAGUCCGCCCGACAGCGACCAGCUCGAACAAGCCCACGUACCGCCACGACAAAUACACGUUGAAAUAUACACUGGUCAAGGACCUGGGCCUGAUCUUCGUGGCAGUCUAUCAGUCUCUUCUUCACCUUACCUGGGUUGACAAGUUGCUCGACGACAUCCAAACCAUCUUUGUCAAAGUCUACAGAGGCCAGCUGGAGGAACUCGACUACGCUGCUCUGAAAUAUCCUUUCGAUCCGUAUUUCGAUGAGGAGAUGCGCCGACUGGAUGAAAGCAUAGGCGGAGCAAUCACCAGGGAGGCAAGCCACGUUGAACUGCCGCAGGAAGAAAAGAAAACAAGCGCCGAAGACGGGGACAAUGGAGGCCCACCGCCGCCGGAAACACCACAGCCUCUGGCUGCGCCAGUCAGCAAUGAAGGUUCUCUCCAGAACACUCCUGUCCACUCGCCUGAUACCUCCCGUCCGACGACUCCUCUUCCGGGCAUCGCGCCACACUUGUUGACGGACAAUGGAAGGCCGCAAAAUCGGGGCUCUCGCAGAGCAAGAAAGGCUGCCCACGCCGCAGCUUCUGCCAAUGUCUCAAGCGGAGACGAGGCUAGAAGACACAAACCUGCCAAAACGAGCGCAAAGAAGGGUCGAGUUUGGGGUCCCGAUGGAAUUGCAGACGUGGAGGAUGAUGUCAAACUCGACUAUUCGGCUGGUGAUACUGGCGCCAAUGGAGAAACAGCGAAAGGGUCUCCGUCACCGGAAACCAUCUCCCAAGAAAGUUGGGGAACGAAGAACAAACAAGGCCAGUUUGUCCUUAAGGAUCUGGGCGACGAAGUCAACAACAUUCUCAAGUCGGCAGACGCCAGUAAAGGCGAAAUUAAUGGAACUGGCAGGACGACCUUCGGUGCAAUUUCAGGAUACUUCAGGAACAUUGUGGGUGGGAAGACAUUGACGAAGGAAGACCUGGAGAAGCCUCUGAAGUCCAUGGAGGAACACCUGAUCAACAAGAACGUCGCUCGUGAUGCGGCUAUUCGAUUGUGUCAAGGGGUGGAGGCUGAAAUGGUUGGCAAGAAGACAGGGGCAUUCGAAUCAAUCGACGCCGCAUUGCGCCCAGCGCUGGAAAAUUCACUCCGAAAGAUUCUCACGCCAAGAUCGUCACUAGACCUCCUUCAGCAGAUCGAAACCGUCGCAAGGCCAACGGGAGCAAAAGCGCAACCCCGUCCGUUCGUCAUCACCAUCUUGGGUGUAAAUGGCGUCGGCAAAUCCACCAACCUAUCAAAACUCUGCUAUUUUCUGUUGCAAAACAAUUAUCGCGUCUUGAUUGCGGCGGGCGAUACCUUUAGAUCGGGUGCCGUGGAACAACUGAACGUCCAUGUGCGCAACUUGAGGGAGCUUACAGCUCGCGAAGGGCUUGGUGCGGUCAGUAUCUACGAACGAGGUUACGGCAAGGACGCAGCCAAUGUGGCUAGGGAUGCAGUGACCUUUGCAAAAGAGAACGACUAUCAGGUCGUCCUCAUUGACACCGCCGGACGAGCGCAUACGAACACGCAACUCAUGGCCGCGCUGGAGAAACUUGUUGACUUGGCAAAACCAGACUUGAUCCUCCAAGUUGCCGAGGCGCUGGUAGGGAAUGAUUCGGUGGGCCAAGCGCAGAAUUUCACCAAAGCGCUCGGGAAGAAUCGAAAGCUCGAUGGGUUCAUUGUGUCCAAGGUUGACACUGUUGGAUCUGGGAUUGGGACAAUGAUCAGUCUCGUGCAUGCCACUUCGGUGCCAGUGCAAUUUAUCGGUGUAGGCCAGCAUUACGGGGAUCUGCGCCAGUUGUCGGUUCCUUGGGCAGUGAAUAUGUUGAUGAACCAGGGUUGA